Messenger RNA from Rotaria socialis, 1068 nucleotides. The record is from the annotation of a GenBank genome assembly. NCBI's taxonomy places the organism in Eukaryota, Metazoa, Rotifera, Eurotatoria, Philodinida, Philodinidae.
AUGUUUUCACGUCCUUUAAGUCGUGUAUUAAUUGGUGGUUUUGCUCGUCGUUCAUUGACAAGUCAAGCACGUAAUAAUAGUGGCCGACAACAAUAUCAAUGGUCACGAGCACGAUGGAAUUUUGGUCGUGCAAAAAGUACUGGAGUAGCAGCUACUGUUGCCUUAUCGGGUGGUAUUGCUUUUGUUUUACAUGCGUCGAAUGCACCAUCGGAUAAAAAAUUAGCAACAUCGUCAAAAGUUGAUUAUAAUGAAGUACGAAAAUCAAUUGCUGCUUUACUUGACGAUAACAAUUUUGAUGAUGGAAGUUAUGGACCUUUAUUGGUACGGUUAGGUUGGCAUGCUAGUGGAACUUAUUCACAUAUUGAUUCAACUGGUGGAUCUAAUGGAGGAUGUAUGAGAUUUCAACCAGAAAGUGAUUGGGGUGCUAAUAAAGGAUUGCAUUUGGCUCGACAACGUUUAGAAAGUGUUUAUCAUAAAUAUCCAGGUUUAACUUAUGCUGAUUUAUAUACAUUAGCUGCUGUCGUAGCCAUCGAAGAAAUGGGUGGCCCAAAAAUAAAAUGGCGGCCAGGUCGAUGUGAUCAUCCAGACGGUAAAAAAUCUCCACCUGAUGGUCGAUUACCAGAUGCUGCACAAGGUGCACAACAUAUUCGUGAUAUAUUUUAUCGAAUGGGUUUCACUGAUCAAGAAAUAGUUGCACUAGUUGGUGCUCAUUCAUUGGGAAGAUGUCAUACAGAUCGAAGUGGUUUUGAGGGACCAUGGACAUUUGCACCAACAACAUUUUCUAAUGAAUAUUUUCGUCUUUUAUUAGAAGAAAAAUGGCAAAUUCGUCGUUGGAAAGGACCAAAACAAUACGAAGAUGUAAAAACAAAAACAUUAAUGAUGUUACCAGCUGAUAUGGCGUUAAUUGAAGAUCCUGAAUUUCGAAAAUAUGUUGUUCAAUAUGCUAAGGAUGGUGAUACGUUUGCUAAAGAUUUUGCAGCUGCUUUUGAAAAAUUAUUAGAAUUAGGUGUAGAUUUUAAAACAACGGAUGGAAAUAAUAAAUCGUUAUGGUCAAGAAUUUUUGGUUGA